Homarus americanus (American lobster) is the source of this 3273-nucleotide messenger RNA. Its product is annotated as sucrase-isomaltase, intestinal-like. The record is from RefSeq and is a predicted model, not a curated record. Bases 16 to 2712 code for a protein of 898 amino acids. Lineage: Eukaryota; Metazoa; Arthropoda; Malacostraca; Decapoda; Nephropidae. The transcript has 19 exons. Gene Ontology annotation, biological process: carbohydrate metabolic process. Gene Ontology annotation, molecular function: carbohydrate binding; alpha-1,4-glucosidase activity.
AUCGCAACGUUCACGAUGAGGCCUCCGUCGCUGCCACUUGUGUUGCUGCUGCUGGCGGUGUCGUCAAUGUCAGCCGCAGGAAGGAGGCUCAAGUCUCUGGAAUGUCCCUUUCCAGGAGGUCAGAAGGAGUCGUCCCAGGCUGAGUGUGCCAAGUACACAGCGUGCCAGUGGACAGAGGGCGUGUGUCACAUGAGGGACAACCUGGAGGCGGGUUAUCGUGUCAGCACCCCACCACAACAAACCGAGAGGGGCUUCAAGGUGGAGAUUGAGAAGAUCAACGCCAAUGUAACAAUGUUCGAGAGUGACGCCGAGUACCUGGUGUUUGACGUCAUAUAUCACGAGACCUCUCAUGUCCAAGUCAAGAUCUACAACAAAUAUGAGAAACGCUACCAGGUGCCUCUACCUCUAUACCUACCGAGUCAAACUGGCCCUUACCAAACCUACCAGGUCAAUGUUAGCGAUGUCAACACACCUUUCCACUUCAACGUGUCGAGGAAAAAGACGACAACUAACAUCUUCCGGUCUAUAGGGCCGUUAAUAUACGAGGAUCAGUUCCUGCAGAUCACUACAGCAUUGGCCUCCCCCUACAUGUACGGGAUGGGAGAGAAUGUACACCAAUCCUUCAGACACAUUUUCCGUCCACGGCAGACCUUCCCCAUCUUCUCCAGAGGCCUCCCAGUCGUGCAGGGGUACAGUAACCUGUAUGGCCAUCACCCUUACUACAUGGUGCUGGAGGACCACGGCCACGCACACUCUGUCCUUCUCUAUAACUCGAACGCCAUGGAGUACUCGACCUUCCUGCUUGACGAUGGCACACCGGCCCUCACACUGCGCACUACAGGAGGAAUCAUCGACUUGCACUUCUUCCUGGGUGACUCCCCGCUCAAAGUCUACCAGAAUUACGUUCAUACUGUUGGCUACCCUCACAUGCCUGCCUACUGGAGUCUGGGCUUCCAACUAUCCCGUUAUGGAUACAACUCUACCCAGGACAUCAGAGACUUACGUAAACGGAUGAAGGACAAGAAGAUUCCACAGGAUGUCCAGUACUUUGACAUCGAUUACAUGGACAACUUUCGGAGCUUUACGUACGAUAAGAAGAAGUGGAAGGACCUGCCGGAGCUGAUAGAUGAACUGCAUCAGGACAACAUCAAGGCCACCAUCAUUGUGGAUCCACAAAUCGCGGUCGACAUGGAAAACUAUGGUCCGGCGAGUCGUGGCAAGGAGGCUGACGCGUUCAUUAAGUGGCAGAGACCUGAGUACGUCCCCAAAGACCAGCCUCGGGACGCCGGGGAGUAUCUUGUAGGGUCGAUGUGGGGCAACCAGCCAGCCCUCUACCCAGACUUCCUGAGGCCAGCCACACAAAGUUGGUGGGUCAACGAAUUCAAGACUUUCCAUCAAUCUGUUCCCUUCGACGCUGUGUGGUUAGACAUGAAUGAACCGACCAACUACAAUGUGUCUACCCAACGGAGCCUUAAGUGCCCAACCAGCAGUAGCCUCGACUACCCUCCCUACCCCACCUUAAGUACCCGAGUAGGCAACAGCACCAGUAAAUCUAUCAGCACAGGAAGUAUCUGCAUGUCAACCAACCAGACAGACGGCAAGAAAAACUUCACCCACUACGAUGUUCACUCUCUCUACGCCAACGCCGAGACCUCCGCCACCCACCGGGCGGUGAGUGUGCUGAGGCUGUUAAAGCGACCGUUCGUGUUGACUCGCUCCACCUUCCCUGGGGCGGGCAAGCAGGCUGCCCACUGGCUCGGUGAUAACUCAGCAGACUGGUGGCACAUGAAGCGCUCCAUCAUAGGCAUCCUGGAGUUUAACAUGUUCGGGAUCCCGUUGGUCGGGGCAGAUAUCUGUGGGUUUUACGGGACAGCCAACGUCGACCUCUGCUCCCGCUGGAUGCAGCUCGGGGCCUUCUACCCUCUCAGUCGGAGCCACAACAACAUCAACUCUCCCGAUCAGGACCCAACGGCAUGGCCUGAGGUGGCAGAGGUCGCACACAAGUGGCUCAACUUCCGUAUGCUGAUCCUGCCCUACAUUUACUCUCUCUUCCGGGAGGCACAUAUGAUGGGCAGCCCGGUGGUCCAGCCGCUCUUCUUCACCAACAGCUCUGACUUACGGGCCCGCGACGUGGACGACCAGUUCAUGUUAGGUCCCUCACUCAUGGUCGCCCCCAUCCUGCGGCCCAGAACCCAGGAGAGAAACGUUUACUUUACUAAGGGAAUGUGGUACAGCUUCAAUGGCACCGUGUAUAAUGGCCCGGGAGACCAGAGGGUGAUGGCGCCCUACCAAGAUAUUCCCUUAUUCUUCCGCGCCAAUCGGAUCAUUCCUCUUCAACUGCCUGCAGAGAACACCGUGAGCAGCCUCAAGAACGAUUACGGCGUGUUGGUGUGUCCUGAUCAAAACGGGAGAGCCGCAGGCAGCCUUUACAUCGACGAAGGAGACGGCCCUGACGACGGAGCCAUGAAGUACUUCAAUUUCUACAAGAACACGCUAUCGAUGAAAAAGAUGGAGCAGCAGAUCGAGAGGUACGAUGGCGUCCUGAGCUUCGCUGUGAUCUUUGGCAUCAACCAGAAGCCAGCGUCCAUCCUUGCCAACGGCGCCCUCAUCCCAGACGAUGAUUGGUCGUACGAUCUUAACCAACACGUCCUUUCAGUCAAUUUUAACCUCACUCUCAAGGAGGAGUCACAGGUUACACUUAAGUUCCACUGAAUCAUUAUAGCCUCCGUGACUCCCUAGAGGUGACUGUAGUACCAUGGUGGCUCUCUGGGUGUGCCUGUAGCAACCUUAAGUUAGUCUAGCUAUCAUCACUCAUCCAGGUUACAAUAAAUUUGAUUAAAGACUCACAAACUUCAUCAAUAGUAAUAAGAAACAUUUCCUUUCUCUUCUGUAUUAUAAUUAUUCGACCAUAUUAUAGCAACAGGGACGAUGAAACAGUACUUCUGUGAUAUAAACCAAAAGAAGAGCUCCACAAUUUGUCUCCAGUUUUCAUCAAAAAUUUAUGCAACAUUCUUUUAUUAUAUUCAAUAAUCAUCGAUAAUGGAUUUGGAAUCGUAGAAGUUAUGUUCUGUUAAAUUGUUCACUUUUGCCAUUUAUACAACAACAACAACAACAAUAAUAAUAAUAUUAAUAAUGAUUCUAUUACUAUUACCUGUAUUAAGAGUAAUUUCUUUGGUAACUCUAGUGUGAACAAAACCAACGUAGUGUAUAUGACAGUUUUUACCAUUAAGUCACAGUUGAAAAGAGAACGAUAAAGUUUGCCGUUAAACCUGA